Molecule: messenger RNA, 4371 nt
Organism: Oncorhynchus mykiss (rainbow trout)
Lineage: Eukaryota; Metazoa; Chordata; Actinopteri; Salmoniformes; Salmonidae
Source: RefSeq, a predicted model, not a curated record
UUGUGGAGUGGUUGAAAAACGAGUUUUAAUGACUCCAACCUAAGUGUAUGUAAACUUCCGACUUCAACUGUACAUAGAACUAGGAAAAAAUGCCUUGAGUGUUGGGUUUAGUAAGUGCUUUUACCUUGGCUAGUGGCAAUGUGGUCUAAUGUUAAGGCAGUACUACAGUAUAUUAUCAACAUUGUCUUAUCGUAUAUCUCAUUCGAAAUGAUUGUAUUCUAAAGGUGGAUGUAAAAUCAGUGUCUUGGGUGCUAUUUUGCGGUGGGCCUGUGAGGGUCAAGUGUUAGUACACCGCCCUAAUCCACCUUGAGUUAGAUUCCUGGGCUGCCAUUGGAUUAUUCCUGAGAACACAACAAUGGAUUUUUUGAAUUCAACAUAAUCCCAGUGAAUAUUGCAAGCACUUUCAUAUGACUCUGUGUAGAGGAAGCGAAUGCCUAAAGAAGGACCUCUCAGGAACUUAAUAACAUAGUAGAUUAAAGAUCUACAAAUGUCUUCUGUGAGUAUCCAUUUAUUCUCUUUAUCCUACGACAUCUGGAUUGAAGUUAAGAUGUGGCUGUCUGUGUAAGAUUAGUGUGAGAUUGUGUACAUUUAGCAUUUGACAGUAAGACAAGGCUAACUUUUUCCCAUAGUGACACAGAAUAAUGGGCUAGAAAAGUUUAUUCUAGGAUCUGUUCUGGACACAGUGCUUAGUUUCUUGGCUGUUUUUGUUUUUUGAUGGAUUUGUGAUUUUGUGAGUUGUGAUUUUCAGCCAUUUUAAAGGCUUACCAUGUUACCAUCCUGAGUUAUACCGUGUUUGUUAAAAGUGAAGUGUUUGUUUGUUAACCACUCAAAUCAGACACAAAUGUUUUUUAGAAGUUUGAGCUUCAACACAACAUUGUUCUGUGUGAUACUUGUAGUACAGUGAUUUCACUCAAUUUUGAAACUCAAUCUUUUAUAUCUUAGCUCUUUUGAGUAAUAUAAACAUUUUACUUGUAGAAACAUUCCAUAUUUUUUGUGGUUGAAGUAUUCUGGCCAGAGUAGACCGAUAUGAUCAACAUUAAACAUAUGAGAAUUGGACUACUUAUGGGCCUCCCUAGUUGGCCUGGCCCGCUCUGUUCUCUGCUGUUUUGUAACUUUAUUCCAGUUCGCUCCAUAAUCAGUGUUAAAAACCACUUCAGAAACCCUAGCGGUGGUUACCUGGGGUAGAUUAGAAUUUAUUAGAAAAACGUUAUUGUCCACACAAUGUGGGAACUUUCACUAACAUGAUUGACAUUAAAACAAUGACCGCAACAACAGAAACCUACACUACAGUUCUGUGUGGAUCAUGGGGUCCUAGAAUUAACCUUCCCCUGUUCUGAGAAUACUCUCAACUCUAUUUUGUUCUGAGAAUUCUCCCUAAACAAUAUUUCACGUUUAAAAAUACCUUGUGGGCUUCAUGUUUUGACUGUAGUCCCCUACGACCUCUUGCGAUUGGAUGAUCCUGCAGGUUGAACAGAAAAAUAUCAAUGUUCGCGUCACCACCAUGGACGCUGAGCUGGAGUUCGCCAUCCUGCCCAGCACCACUGGCAAACAACUCUUCAACCAGAUAGUGAAAACCAUCGGGCUGAGAGAGACCUGGUUCUUUGGCCUACAGUACCAGGACAGCAAAGGCUUCUCUACCUGGCUCAAACUCAACAAGAGGGUGACAGCUCAGGAUGUACGCAGGGAGAACCCUCUGUUGAUAAAGUUCAGGGCCAAGUUCUACCCUGAAGACGUAGCUGAGGAACUGAUCCAAGAGGCCACGCAACGACUUUUCUUCCUGCAGGUGAAGGAAGGCAUCCUGAAUGAUGAUAUCUACUGUCCUCCGGAGACGGCUGUGCUGUUGGCCUCCUACUCUGUUCAGACCAAACAUGGAGACUACAAGAAGGACUACCACUUCCCUGGUUACCUCAGCAGGGACAAGCUGCUUCCCCAGAGAGUUCUGGAGCAGCACAAGCUGAACAAGGAGCAGUGGGAGAAUAGAAUAAAGGUGUGGCAUGAGGAGCACAAGGGAGUGCUGAGGGAGGAUGCCAUGGUGGAGUAUCUGAAGAUAGCUCAGGAUCUAGAGAUGUAUGGAGUCAACUACUUCAGCAUCAAGAACAAGAAGGGUUCAGAGCUGUGGCUGGGGGUAGACGCUCUGGGCCUCAAUAUAUACCAGAACACUGACAGGAUGACCCCUAAGAUCGGCUUCCCAUGGAGUGAGAUCAGAAACAUUUCCUUCAACGACAAGAAGUUUGUUAUAAAGCCCAUGGACAAGAAAGCCCCGGAUUUUGUGUUCUACGCCUCUCGUCUGCGUAUCAACAAACGUAUCCUGGCGUUGUGCAUGGGGAACCAUGACCUGUACAUGAGGAGGAGGAAGCCAGACACCAUCGAGGUCCAGCAGAUGAAGGCCCAGGCCAGAGAGGAGAAGACUAAGAGACAGAUGGAUAAAGCUCUGCUUGAGAGCGAGAAGAAGAAGAGAGAGAAUGCGGAGAAGGAGACAGAGAAGAUCGCCAGAGAAACCAUGGAGCUGAUGGGCAGACUGAAACAGAUUGAGGAAGAGACCAAGAAAGCUCAGGAAGAGCUGGAGGAGCAGACUCGCAGGGCCCUGGAGCUGGAGAAGGAGAGGACAUUUGCCCAGGAGGAGGCAGAGCGUCUGGAGAAAGAGGCCAAGGCAUCCCUCCUACAGCAGACAGAGAGCCAGAUGAAGAACCAGGAGAACCUGGCCACUGAGCUGACCUCUAAGAUCUCCCUUCAGGAGGACGUAAAGAAGGAGAAGGACAACAAUACAAAGAGAUGGCAGAAAAGGACGGUCAUGGUGGAGGUUGAUUUGGAGCGGGCCAAAGAAGUUCUGAAGACUAAAGACAUCCAGGACUGUGUGCAGGGGGACCACGACGAGACCGACGAGACCAGCGCUGAGGCCAGCGCCGAGCUGACGUCACCAGGCAUGGUCAGAGACCGCAGCGAGGAGGAACGCAUGACGGAGGCUCAGAAGAACAAACGGCUACAGAAACACCUCAAGGUCCUGAGUACUGAGUUGGCCAGCGCUCGAGACGACAGUAAGAAUACUCCCAACGACCUGAUCCACGCGGAGAACGUUAAGGCCGGCCGGGACAAGUACAGGACCCUCCGUCAGAUACGACAGGGCAACACCAAGCAACGCAUCGACGAGUUUGAGUCCAUGUGAGAGAGAGAGAGAACAAGAGUCUGUACUGAAUCUAUGUAUUUGAAUGGAAGUCAUAUAGGCAGGUACCGUGUAAUUAUAACGUCAACAGGUACAGUGUAAUUAUAUCGUUAACAGGUACAGUGUAAUUAUAACGUCAACAGGUACCGUGUAAUUAGAACGUCAACAGGUACAGUGUAAUUAUAUCGUUAACAGGUACAGUGUAAUUAUAACGUCAACAGGUACAGUGUAAUUAUAACGUCAACAGGUACAGUGUAAUUAUAUCGUUAACAGGUACAGUGUAAUUAUAACGUCAACAGGUACAGUGUAAUUAUAACGUCAACAGGUACAGUGUAAUUAUAACGUCAACAGGUACAGUGUAAUUAUAACGUCAACAGGUACAGUGUAAUUAUAACGUCAACAGGUACAGUGUAAUUAUAACGUCAACAGGUACAGUGUAAUUAUAACGUCAACAGGUACAGUGUAAUUAUAUCGUUAACAGGUACAGUGUAAUUAUAACGUCAACAGGUACAGUGUAAUUAUAACGUCAACAGGUACUGUGUAAUUAUAACGUCAACAGGUACAGUGUAAUUAUAACGUCAACAGGUACAGUGUAAUUAUAACGUCAACAGGUACAGUGUAAUUAUAACGUCAACAGGUACUGUGUAAUUAUAACGUCAACAGGUACAGUGUAAUUAUAACGUCAACAGGUACAGUGUAAUUAUAACGUCAACAGGUACAGUGUAAUUAUAACGUCAACAGGUACAGUGUAAUUAUAACGUCAACAGGUACAGUGUAAUUAUUGCUUUAUUGACUUUGUAAGCACCCACUUUCUCUCCCCAGUAGUGUUUUGUCUACUGUGACUAGAGAUUGCCAUCUACUGGCUGUAACAUACAUUCAUGUUUGCUAAAGUCACAUUCUGUGGACUACAGACUGUAGGCUACUAGUACAACAAUCAAAGUGAGUGAUGACAUUAUUACUACAUCAUUCCUGUUGCUUUUGGUUUUUACAAUCUUGAAAUGCAUCUAUGCAAAAUAAUCCUUAGCUGAUACACUAUAAAAGCCAUAUUUUUCUGUAUGCAUAGUUUAGUGAGAGGAACGCUUAGAGGUUAUUUACAAUAUUUACAAUGGAUGUCAUUUCACAGAUAUAAAUGAGCACCAAAUUUGUUAAGUGUUUUGCUAUGAGUCAAAUAAAUACCAUUAACCAACAUUGAAUAUGUGUUGAGUGCUGUG